This is a messenger RNA of Brienomyrus brachyistius, 4394 nucleotides long. Its product is annotated as cadherin-20-like. The transcript has 13 exons. The record is from RefSeq and is a predicted model, not a curated record. Bases 595 to 2970 code for a protein of 791 amino acids. Lineage: Eukaryota; Metazoa; Chordata; Actinopteri; Osteoglossiformes; Mormyridae. Gene Ontology annotation, molecular function: calcium ion binding; cadherin binding. Gene Ontology annotation, cellular component: plasma membrane; catenin complex; adherens junction. Gene Ontology annotation, biological process: calcium-dependent cell-cell adhesion; cell-cell junction assembly; cell morphogenesis.
AAGAACACAGGACAUGAGAGGAGGAGAGAGGUAAAAGGAGGGGGGUGAGAGAGAGAGAGAGAGAGAGAGAGGGAGGGAAAGAGAGGACGUUUAAAGCUGCUUCAUCCACCUGAAGAUCAGUUUGUUUCUCUGAGGGGCAUCGAGGGGGGGAGAAGCCAGCGGAUGCAGUGAGGAGGUCCGAGCUCCGCCUCAUCCAGAUCCGCCCAGUCCUCCAGCGCAAAGUGCCCAAGAAGAUCUGCCCACCGACACAAACCAGGGGGCGACCCCCAGGGCAGGGAGCCAGAGCAGGGGGGACAAAGGAGGAGGUGCGUGGAGAGACAGAGACAGAGGAGAGGAACUCGCCAACCAUCCUGAACUCCAAUUGCAGAGCAGGCAGGAGAUCUUCCGGAAAGUAUUUCUCCCUGACGGAGAGAGAGCCAAGAUGAAACUUUGAGCGGACGGGGGAGCUCAACACGUGUAAGAGGCGCUCAAGGUGACUUUGCAGGGACGAGUUCGGACGACAGCAGAUCAAGAAGGACCAGGAGUGGACUGCCUUCUGUGGAUUUCACGGCCAGCCAAACGCGUGACCUUUGGAUAAACGGGUGCCGACUCUCUAUGCGGCCACUUGCUCGGCUCAGCGUCAGCACCAUGUUCUCCGUCAGCCUGGGCGUCCUCAGCACGCUCGUCCUGGCGAUGACCGUCCCGCCAUCAUGGUCCGAAGAGCAGGACCCCGGCGAUGGAGUAGAGGAGACACUCCGACGCGUGAAGAGGGGCUGGGUGUGGAAUCAGUUCUUCGUCCUGGAGGAGUACACUGGCCUGGAGCCUCUAUACAUCGGAAAGCUCCACUCGGACAUGGACAGGGGCGACGGCUCUAUCAAGUACAUCCUGUCAGGCGAGGGGGCAGGUACCGUGUUCACCAUCGACGACGUCACUGGUGAUAUCCACGCCGUGCAGCGGCUGGACCGGGAAGUCAAGGCCCAGUAUGUGCUGCGGGCCCAGGCCCUGCAGAGGCAAACGGGCCGCCCCCUGGAACCCGAGUCUGAGUUCAUCGUCAAGAUCCAGGACAUCAACGACAAUGAGCCCAAAUUCCAGGAUGGGCCUUACCAGGCCACCGUGCCGGAGAUGUCCGAAAUUGGUACCUCUGUGAUCCAGCUGACGGCGACUGACGCAGACGACCCCACCUACGGGAACAGUGCUAGGGUGGUGUACAGCAUCCUGCAGGGACAGCCCUACUUCUCUGUGGAACCACAAACAGGCAUUGUGCGUGUCUCUCUGCCAGACAUGGACCGGGAGGUCCGUGAGGACUACCAGAUCGUCAUCCAGGCCAAGGACAUGGGGGGCCAGCUGGGGGGGCUGGCAGGCACCACCACCGUCAACAUAACCCUGAGCGACGUCAACGACAACCCGCCAAGGUUCACUCAGAGACUGUAUCAGAUGAGUGUCCCAGAGUCGGCACCAGUCGGGUCGGUGGUGGGCCGGAUCAGAGCCAAGGACCGCGAUGAGGGCAUCAACGCGGCCGUGAAAUACGCCAUCAUCGACGGGGACGGCCGGGACUGCUUUCACAUUAGCACUGACCCUACCAACCAGUUUGGCAUCAUUACCGUCAAAAAGCGGCUGGACUUUGAGACCAAGCGCAGCCACACUCUGAAGGUAGAGGGCGCCAACACACAGCUGGACCCGCGCUUCCUGAGUCUGGGGCCCUUUAGCGACGUCACCAUCGUGCACGUCAGUGUGGAGGAUGUGGACGAGCCCCCGCUCUUCGAUGCCCCCACCUACUUCGUGGAGGUGCCCGAGGACGCCGAGGUGGGCACCGUGCUCAAGAUGGCCUAUGCCCGGGACCCCGAUGCAGCCAAUAACUCCAUAAGGUACUCCAUCGAGAAGACCAGUGACCCUGGGAAGUACUUCUACAUUGACAUCACAUCCGGAGCACUGAUGACCGUGAGGCCACUGGAUCGAGAGGAAGUCGCCUGGCACAACGUCACCGUGCUGGCAAUGGAGAUGAAUAAUCCCUCUCAAAUCGGCAGCGUGUCAGUCACGGUGAAGGUGCUGGACGUCAAUGACAACCCCCCCCAGCUAGCGCAAUACUACGAAGCUUUCGUCUGCGAGAACGCAAAAGCUGGGCAGCUGGUUCAGACAGUGACAGCCGUGGAUCUUGAUGACCCACUUGGAGGGCAGCAUUUCUACUACAGCCUGGCACCUGAGGCAGCCAACAACCCCAACUUCACACUCCGGGACAACCAAGAUAACUCAGCCUGGAUCCUGACGCGGCGCGGCGGCUUCUCCCAACGUGACCAGAGCAUCUACCGGCUGCCCAUCUUCAUCUCUGAUGGCCAGAAGCCGGUACAGACCAGCACCGGUACUCUGACAGUGCGUGUGUGCAGCUGCGAUGGUGGUGGCACCGUGAUCUCCUGCAACGCCGAGGCCUACGCAUUACCUGCCAGCUUGAGCCGCGGAGCACUCAUCGCCAUCCUGGCCUGCGUCUUCGUUCUCCUCGUGAUGACUCUGCUGGUCCUGUCUCUCCGGAGCCACCGCAAGAAGCCAUACCUGUGCGACGAGGAGGAGAACGUGCACGAGAACAUCGUGCGCUACGACGACGAGGGCGGCGGCGAGGAGGACACAGAGGCCUUCGACAUCGCCGCCAUGUGGAACCCGCGGGAGGCGCACCUGGGCCGGAUCCGGCAGGACAUGGUGCCCGAGAUCGAGAGCCUGUCGCGGCACGUGCCGCAAGUACCAGUGUCCGGCGGCGGCGUGCAUGGAUAUGUGCUGGCCAAGCUGUUUGAGGCCGACCUGGACCCCUGUGCGCCCCCCUAUGACUCGCUCCAGACAUACGCCUACGAGGGGGAGGGCUCAGUAGCCGAUUCGCUCAGCUCGCUGCAGUCUGCCACCUCCAAUGGCGACCACGAUUAUGACUAUCUCAGUGACUGGGGGCCCCGGUUCCGGAAACUGGCCGAGAUGUAUGGAGCGUUGGAGGCCAGCGGCCCACUCUGGUAGCUCCCCCCCCCUUAACCCCUGGCAAGAUGUGCCCUCUUCUUAUCUUUGACCUCUGACGUCCGACCUCUUGAGCUCUCAAAUUCACAUUGCUGCAGACAUACCAUUGUGCUCCAGUACAAAGGAGGCCGACUAUUCAGGAUGGGCCUUAGAGGGCCGUCAGGGAGGUCAGAAACAACCUGCUCCUCUUGACUUUUUAGUCCCGCAAACCUCUUGCGAACGGGGGAAGCGGGAAAUCAGGCGAGCGGUUCAUUCGGUAGGGGGCAGUCUCUAGUUCUGAUGGCGAAUACCAUGGAGAAGAGCAUGGAUGCUGUGGAAUUCUCUCUCAUCCCUUUGUGUUUUUAGUACUUCUAGCUAGACUGGCUUAUCCCGUGCUCGUGAAAUGAGCAUGGGAUUUUGGGAGAAUCCUGUUUUAUGUUAGACAACCUGCAGGCCCAUCAUCCAGUAUUUGUCUCUGUUAGAAAAAUGUCAGUCACCCAGGCUCCAGUAAACACCUGUUCUGGACAGGUAUAUCUAUUUAUUCAUGCGUGGUAUAUAUAGUUUAUAUAAAUUAUUGGCUGAGAACUCACACGCAAAACUUUGGGUGGGAAAACAAACAUGACGUUUAAAACCUAAUGAUGUAACGUGGUUAUCGUACUGGUGUUUUAAUAGUAACUCCAUUUUUAUGUGUAUUUGAACAAAUUCCCCAGAAAUUCUGAAUGUUUCCAGACAUUCGGGAAGUUCCCAGAUCAUAAUCCCACGUGGAUUUUAUGGUUGAUAUGUUUAAUGUAUUCCAUAAACCUUUUUCAGUCUUUUUUUUUUUUGGUUGGUCUGGAUGAUGCACAGGUAGGGAAAAAUGUAAGAACAAAAAACAGCACAUUUCAUUGGGUGACCUGUAUCCAAUCGGCCGCUGUGUGCAGAUGUUGGCAUGUUGUGACUGAGAAACACUCCCAGUGACUUCCAUGGCUGACACUGUAAUUCUGGAACAACAUCAUUAUGGGAAAAAAGUCCCGUUUCUCAAAACUGCUGACUCACCGUGCCAAGGUGUCUGAAGGUCAUGCUCCAUAGAAGCUGUAACAGCUUCCUGUGAAAAAAUGGGCUUUUAUUUUGGUAAUCGUGCGUCUCUGAGAAUCCUCCAUUUUUAAAAUGGCUGCCUGCUACUUAGACUAUAGCCAUGCUGUCAUUGCUCAGCCCUACAUUGGCAACUGUCCCGUUCCACCGGAACCACGGGGUACCGCUCGGACCGGACUCCGAGCCUGGCCAUCUGCAGAAGUGCCAAACGUUCUGUGGACCUUCCAAACGGGGAGGAAAGCAGAGCUGUCCUGCAGGGAGGAUGGCCAAAAGUGUGAGGACUUCAACGUGUGAGACCUAUCAGAAGCCAGUCUGCCUUGAGGCUAUCAAGGUGUAUCUGAAUGUAUAUAGUUUUUGUAUAUUUGGUAAUAAAAACA